This is a messenger RNA of Cladophialophora yegresii CBS 114405, 726 nucleotides long. RefSeq lists its product as uncharacterized. NCBI's taxonomy places the organism in Eukaryota, Fungi, Ascomycota, Eurotiomycetes, Chaetothyriales, Herpotrichiellaceae. The coding region runs from base 1 to 726 and encodes 241 amino acids. The record is from RefSeq and is a predicted model, not a curated record. The transcript is spliced from 3 exons.
AUGACGACCGCAUCCUCACUGCUCACACCACGCGAACACGAAACCAACCUCAACGACCUCUCUAUCCACAAUACCGUCCAGAGCUCCGGCCCGGUGCUUUUAUUCGUCACCCCAAGAUGGGGCAUCAGCCGCAGCAUCUACGCAACCACGCAGCAACCCCUCGAGGAGCACUUCACCGUCAUCUACCUCUCGCCUCGAGGCUGCGACGAUUCCGAGCGCCCGGCCUCCGCCUCUCUUAUGCUCUCCCGACCGGUUGGAUGUAAUGGCCACUCCGACGGCGGCGUCCUUGCCCUCGCCUACGCCAUGUACUAUCCUUCGCGCCUUGGGCGGCUCGUCCCCCUCUGCACCAAUCUGCUCGGCCACCUGCGCAAAGACAUAUCCUCCCGCACCAAAUUCAGAGCCUUGUUCGAGGCCGCGAAUCCUCAGGACGGCGACGCGUUGACAGAGUUUAUGCUCACAGCGUUCCACUUGUACUUCUACAAGCCGGAGCCAUAUGUGCCCAAGCUGAAGGACGUGUGGACUGGCAAGCCGAGCCUCUGGGCGCAUAGGGCGCGCUAUGAGAGCGAAGGGGAGGACGGCUGGGUCAUGGAGAAGGAGCUGGGCAAGGUUGAAGCGAAGACGUUGGUGCUUACGGGCAAGCAGGAUGCAUGUUGUGGCCCGGAGUUGCCAUGGUUGGCAGCGAGAGAGGAGUACUUUGAUGUGUUGGUCAAGUUCUUGAAGGAGUAA